Messenger RNA from Galendromus occidentalis (western predatory mite), 1033 nucleotides. Its product is annotated as histidine triad nucleotide-binding protein 3. Gene Ontology annotation, molecular function: catalytic activity. NCBI's taxonomy places the organism in Eukaryota, Metazoa, Arthropoda, Arachnida, Mesostigmata, Phytoseiidae. The record is from RefSeq and is a predicted model, not a curated record. The coding region runs from base 217 to 762 and encodes 181 amino acids. The transcript has 5 exons.
AUAGAGAAACGCUCAAACAGAUCGAGAUAGAUCGCGAAAUGCAGUGAGAUGCUCCAGAUAGAAUAGAUUCUGCAUAUGCUGUUUCCACGGGGAUAUCUGACUACACUCGCAAAGGGCAUCAUCUGCAGUAGAAGUGAAGUUCCGCCAAGUUAGCGAAUUCCCACUGGAACUCUUUUCCUCGAGUCGGGAGACGGGAGUACGCGCUCAGUGACAACAAUGGGAGACGCACCCUCAGAUGAGUCCUUCUUUGGGAGGUUCUUGACGAAACUCCUAAGUGUCCUGCGCUGGGGUCAGUCGCCAGAAUGUAUUUUCUGCAAAAUUGCGGCAGGGAAUGAUCCGUCAGCUGAAAUACAUUACCACGACUCCAACUACGUGGUCAUCACGGACAUCGCACCUGCCUCGAAACAUCAUUACCUCGUGAUUCCCAAAGAGCACAUUAGGGAUAUGAAAUGUUUAGACGAUAUGCAUAUCGAAAUGGUCAAUGACAUGCUGAGGAUUGGCAAACAGGUACUCGAGUCCAGGGGAGGAAAAUGGGAGCACUGCAGGAAUGGCUUCCAUAACCCGCCAUUCAUUUCGGUAUCGCAUCUCCACAUGCACAUCAUUUCACCGGAGUCUGAGAUGUCGACGCGAAUGGAUCUUACGUUCAGGCCCGACUCCUAUUGGUUCAAGACCACAGAAACCCUACUCGGAAUACUCGAUCGCAUGAAACCUCCUGUGUCGCAAGUCCAGUCUCCGAUCGACGAGUUGGGAGAUUUGAGAUGAAAUUUCGGGACAGGCUACAAGAACAUAUACAUAUACAAACUCGUCCUUCGAGAGGGCCGUCCAUUGGUGCCAUUCUACAUGAGCAUAUUCAAAUGUCACAAGGUCCUUUGCUUCCAAACCCCAUAUACGAUGCUCCUUCCUGGCGACACGCACGAACAAAAGUUGUCGGGAGCAUGUGCCUCCAAAUGGCUUUUUACUGAUUCUAGUAUAUGACCUGCAUAUGAUCAUAUGAUUUCCGAGCGAAUAAAUUUAGGAGAUGUGUUUCGAUUUU